Scheffersomyces stipitis CBS 6054 is the source of this 739-nucleotide messenger RNA. RefSeq names its product 60S ribosomal protein uL22 (gene RPL17B). Gene Ontology annotation, biological process: cytoplasmic translation. Gene Ontology annotation, molecular function: structural constituent of ribosome. Bases 31 to 591 code for a protein of 186 amino acids. The record is from RefSeq and is a predicted model, not a curated record. Gene Ontology annotation, cellular component: ribosome; cytosolic large ribosomal subunit. NCBI's taxonomy places the organism in Eukaryota, Fungi, Ascomycota, Pichiomycetes, Serinales, Debaryomycetaceae. The transcript has 2 exons.
ACUAGAUAGACAACAAGCAAAACAUCUACAAUGGUUCGUUACGCUGCUACCUCUGCCAACCCAGCCAAGUCUGCUUCUGCUCGUGGUUCCUACUUGAGAGUUUCUUUCAAGAACACCAGAGAAACCGCUCAAGCCAUCAACGGCUGGAACUUGGAAAAGGCCCAAAAGUACUUAGACCAAGUCUUGGACCACCAAAGAGCCAUUCCUUUCAGAAGAUACAACUCCUCCAUUGGUAGAACCGCUCAAGGUAAAGAAUUCGGUGUCACCAAGGCUAGAUGGCCAGCCAAGUCCGUCAAGUUCAUCAAGGACUUGUUGACCAACGCUGCUUCCAACGCUGAAGCUAAGGGUUUAGACGUCUCUAAGUUAAAGGUCUCUCACAUCCAAGUCAACCACGCUCCAAAGCAAAGAAGAAGAACUUACAGAGCCCACGGUAGAAUCAACGCUUACCAAUCCACUCCAUCCCACAUUGAAUUGAUCGUCACUGAAGAAGAUGAAGCCGUUGAAAAGGCUGCUGAAACCAAGAAGGUCAGAUUGAACUCCAGACAAAAGGGUAGAUUAGCCACCACCCAAAAGCGUUUGACUGCUGCUUAAAUAUAUUUAUGAAUAUUUCUCCUAAUAUAAUCUUAAAUAUCAAAUAAAUAUAACGUUUCGGAUAUUGAUUAUGGAGGUUCAUAAUUAUAGGUGACUCGCCGAGUCGAUGGGUUUAUCUUGUGUACAAUUAAUAUAGUAUUCUAAGUUC